Molecule: messenger RNA, 1857 nt
Organism: Exophiala aquamarina CBS 119918
Lineage: Eukaryota; Fungi; Ascomycota; Eurotiomycetes; Chaetothyriales; Herpotrichiellaceae
Exons: 1
Coding region: 1-1857 (618 amino acids)
Biological process (GO): protein polyubiquitination
Molecular function (GO): protein binding
Source: RefSeq, a predicted model, not a curated record
AUGGAAGACCUACCGGAAGAGAUCUUGGUUGACAUCCUUGACUGCCUUGAAGUUGAAGACUUAAUUUCUGUCCAAGAAACAUGCAGUUUCUUGUCCAAAUCUGCACGUGCCAACACGUUAUGGCGUUACAAAUGCUUUGAGAAGUCCCCCAGUGCAUCCAUGAUGCGGGAGAAGGACAUACUCAGCUCGUUGGCUGGAGCUUUGAAGAGUCUUUCGCUCUCCGAUGAACCCAUGGAACCUCCUUCUUCUAUACCCAACGGAGAAUCCAUUCGUCCAGAACCACAGACCCAUGCAAGUCGAAGGGCUCAGGCAGCUAAUAAAUGGGAUCUCUCUGCGGCUGGUGAAGCUGUUGACUGGUAUUCAGAAUUCAAAGCAAGGCAUGCACCGCUGACUACGGAGUGGCUUACUGCUGGCCGCAGCGACCACGAGGAGAUUCGAGGUAUCUCAACUAUAGAUCAUUCCUCCAAGCUAGUCGGCUAUCUCGAAGACCACAGUCUACGAAUUUGGGAUCUCCGCGAAGAGGUCAAUGGGAAAAGGUACUUUCGAGAACUUGGAAGAAGCAAGCCGGCCCUACUAUCGACUCCAUGUACCAAUACCGUCGAGUCGUUCGUGAUUGACUCCGUGGGUUCCGUCACAGCACAGCAGAAAUCAUUCAUCGCCGUUGGCAAUGUCUUGAACGAAGUGGAUCUCAACACACUGCAAGUCGUCUCACGAUCGAAAUACGCAUGGCCGAUAACAGCCUUGUCACAGACCAGCGAUAUUGAGCUUCCCCUCACAGUUGGCACGCAAUGGAGCUUACAUAUCCUGGACCCGCGGGCCCCGGUGAAGCCUCUUGAACACAAGCUCGACGACCGCGUUGAGGAAAUCCCAGCCACUCCUGGCGCCUCUACAGCGCUCUUGCCGAAUUUGACCGACGAUUCUGCCCUCCUGCCUUCUCAAUUUGGCAUAACCUCACCCUUCGCAGCGAGUCCUGGUCCAUCGAUCUGGGCGCCUGGUUCGCCUAGCUGGAAACCAUCCCACAGACUCCAAAAUCCACAUUGGAUGGCAUAUGCUCGCGUCGAGCCCGGCCCACUAGCAAUCCUCCACCACGCCGAAAACGAGAUCCUCACGGGCGGCCGUUUCCCCAGCAUCCUGUCAUUUGACCGUCGCUACUUCCCACGCCUCCAAUAUGUGAUUCAUUCUUCUGCCAGCCUCUCAGGAUUGGCGUCCAUACCCCACCGCGCCGCAGGAUCUUCACCCAGUCUUUCCAACACAUCUACCCUCGUCGCGUGUGGAGAAUACCGUGGACGCGGCUCCCUAGAGCUCUACUCACUACCCCAUCUCAAACAGAACUCCGAUGGUGGAGAUGCAGAAGCUCUUUUCAGCUACAAAAACCGACAAGACGCGGCAAGAUCCAAGCUUCUCUCGGUUUCCACCCACGGAACGAAGAUCGUCUACUCAGACAGCGAAGGCGGACUCAAAUGGGUGGAGCGAGAUGGCCGCAGCCUGGUCAGGAAAUGGAACAUCAACAACUUCGAUCUCGCACGACCCGUCUCGAAUAUGGCCUCCAUCUCCGGCGACCAAGUCGCGCGGAAAAUCGUCCCUCUCACGACCCAUGACUCGGAGUACGGAAUGCGCGGAGACGGCGAUCUGUUGAUCUGGACCGGGGAACGUGUCGGGAUCGUAACGACCAAGACCCAACGCGUCGACCAUCAACAAAUGGUGAGCGAAAUCGAGGACGAUGAGUUCCUGGGAGAGGAGCAGAAGCAGAAGGAGCGAGAGGAGGAGUACUCCAAGGCAAUGAGGCGGGCGCUCGAGCGCCAGGCUGAUGAGAGGAUAUGGAUGAGCCGCUUCCGUCUCAAGAGCGGACGAUGGUGA